AUGUCAUCCAGAGUCCUGCGUAUUCCGAGAUCAGACGAGCCGGAGGCUUUUGUGCUUGUCCACGUCGCAUCCUCUGGCUCGCUGCCCCUGGAUUUGACCGUGAUCGCUACCGAGGGCGAGUCGCCUUACAUCAACACAGUGAAACAAGCCCAUCUGAAAAAUCUCCGCGCCAAGAACUACCAAGGAACGGACGAUGAGUGGUUCCAGAUCGUCUCGCUAGCUCUGGGACAGCGACCGCUUCCGGUCGAUGACUCGGGCUGGUCGUCAGGCGUGGAAACUACGGCUAGCAUUUCGGGAUCCGAGGAUGAGGGCAAGGAGCUGGUCAUCACUAUCCGGAAGAGGGUCCAGACAAUCACACAACGACUGGGCGCCUUGACUCUCACUCAGGACGAUGAGCAAGCCGUUGAGCUGUUUGACUGGUCUGGCAUUGCUGCUGCCAGAGCGGAGGGGCUAGAGCAGCAGGUCGCCGACCUGACUGACCGCUAUCGCCUCGCCGAGGACACCAUCCGCAAGUUGAACCAACAGCUCGAGGACCUGAUGCAUGCAAAGAGCCAACACGAGAACCAGAUGGUUGGCAAUUUUGUCCAGCUUCUCAACGAGAAGAAACUGAAGAUCCGGAACCAGCAGCGUCUGCUGGCAUCAGCAACGGCCGACCCCGCGAAAGUGUCCGAAAUACAAGCUGCUCUCGCUGAUAAGCCCCAGAUUGCUCUGGAAAGGGGUCAUGGAGCGAAGCGAGGCGCCCAAGAUGUUAGCGAAACAGACGAAGAUUCCGACCAGUUCGAGAGAAUGGACGUGGAUCAAAGAAGAGACACCACGGGUAAUCAGGAGACCGACGAUGAUCAACCAUCAACUCCUCAGAUGUUAGAAGAACAGACCGCCACGGACGAUGAGGAGCUUGAUCAGCUCCCAUCCACGGAAAGGGUUCUUUCAGCGGAAGGUGGUCGGUCCACCCAUGCAAAGCGUGGAUCGCUUCCCAAGAAGACGCUACCCCCACGAAGAGAGUUGCCCUUCACAAGUCGGGUCGGAGCGCCGAGGACUACGACGCAGCUGGAGCAAACCAAUGGGGAUACCGAGGAGACUGCCGGAGAGACGGAUGAUGAUGAGCUAUAA
Penicillium lagena is the source of this 1110-nucleotide messenger RNA. RefSeq lists its product as uncharacterized. The coding region runs from base 1 to 1110 and encodes 369 amino acids. Lineage: Eukaryota; Fungi; Ascomycota; Eurotiomycetes; Eurotiales; Aspergillaceae. Gene Ontology annotation, cellular component: nucleus. Gene Ontology annotation, molecular function: DNA binding. Gene Ontology annotation, biological process: double-strand break repair; DNA recombination. The record is from RefSeq and is a predicted model, not a curated record. The transcript has 3 exons.